This is a messenger RNA of Cyprinodon tularosa, 4089 nucleotides long. RefSeq names its product FAM161 centrosomal protein B (gene fam161b). Gene Ontology annotation, biological process: cilium organization. NCBI's taxonomy places the organism in Eukaryota, Metazoa, Chordata, Actinopteri, Cyprinodontiformes, Cyprinodontidae. The coding region runs from base 169 to 1797 and encodes 542 amino acids. Gene Ontology annotation, cellular component: cilium. The record is from RefSeq and is a predicted model, not a curated record. The transcript has 9 exons.
CGCACACAACGCUCAUGCUUUCCAAACAUGCGUUUGGUUUGCUUGUAGCAAGUUAAAAAUAGCUUUAUUUCAUAACCUAACCGAUAGACAGUUGUAGAAUACCUUCAUGAAGUUAUAAUACGCCCGCGACAGCGAUAAAGUACUUCCAGUUUCUUUUUCAGGACAAAAAUGUCAGUAUGUGACAAUUUGCUAGAGGAAAGACUUCGAUCCGAGCUGGUGCUUAAGGCUAACCUAAAGACAUUGAGAAAGACCCUUGAGCAGCAGCUGCAGGAGAUGAAGAGGAGACAGACAGAGGAGCUCGAUAAAAGGAUUCAUUGGAACACUCUGUUAUUAACAGAUACAAAUCUAAAUGAUGACAUCGAAAGAUUUGCAGGAAGGAGGUCCACCCUUGUGUCUGCUCUGAAGUCAGAAAAGGAGGCCUCCCUCCAUGGAAAACAGAGGCCUAAUAUGUCUUCUAUCUCUGUGCUACCUUCAUCAAAUCCCAAGCACUGUUAUGUCAGCACUCAGCAGUGUGAAAGGUGCUAUUUAUCUAAAACAACACAACAGAAGAGAGAUGAGGAGGCUGAGUCCGAAUGCAAGAAGAAGUUCAGCGCUGCUCCCGUCCCCACCUGUGUCAUUCAGCCCAUCUACCAGGAGAUGAUGGAGCUCAGAGAGAAAGAGAGGAAAGAGGGCCAUGAGCAGAGAAAGGAGUUCCUGCUCUCCAUUCAGAAACCUUUUAGCUUUGAGCAGAGGGACAAGAAAACAAGGGAGAAGGUGCCAGCAAUAUUAAACCAGGUUUCUGAGGAUCCAAAAAACAGCAUUAGUGUUAAGAAAACUUCUCAUAAAAUUAUUAAGGAUUCAAGACAGCAGAAAGGCCAGCUGGAUAUUCCCAGAAACAUCCAGGAACGAAUAUUGUCCAAGCAACAGAAUCAGACUCAGGCUGGAAGCUGCCUGAAACUUCACAGCGCUGAUCACAGCAGAAAAAAAAAGCUGGGUUUCUUGGAUGAGAAGCCGACCUUCAAGCCAAAAAUCAUCCCUCAAGUCCCAGAUUUUAAAAGGCUGCACAAGGCGCUGCCAAAGGAAGCACUGGAGAAAAAGCAGGGUCAGGAAGCGACAAAGUGUCAGCCCUUCUUCCUGAGGACAUCAGCUCUACCUGCAAGGAAACACAUGAAGAGUUCUGAGACAUCAAAGGUAUCUAAAAUGAAUAAUCUCAGUAGGAGCAAGUCGCUUGGAGCCCUAACACUGAUAUCUGCAGACACUCUACCCACGUAUAUCACAGAUGCUGCGAGGCAGCGCUGUGCAGCCAUCAGAAAAUCAAUAGAGAUGAAGGAAAGUAAAAAUCAAGAGAGUACAGAGUGGUUAAAGAGCUACCAGAUGAGAUCCCAAGCAAUGAAGAAGACUGUCGUUCUUCAUGCAAAGUUGCUGGAUCCCCACAGCAGCCUGAAAGACGUAUGUAAUGAAAAUCUACAGCGCCAUCGGGAAGCUGAUCGACAAAGAAUGAGAGAUUAUAUAAGAGAAUUACAAGACAUGAAAGCCCGAGUUAGUGAGAGACCUUAUUUGUUUGAACAAGUGAAACAGAAAAAUGCAAAGGUCCAUGCAGAGCAGACAUACAAAGGAAAGCUGCAGAAAGCCGGUAUAAAAGAGCAGUUUGUUGAAGAAACUGGAAAAUCGUUCAUACUAGAUGAUGCUGACACCGAUACAGUUAGCCACGGUUCUGAAGAGGAAACCCAAAACAGGGAGGAAAAUGUAGACGACGGGGAGAAAAUUGAAGAUGUGGAUGAGAAGAGCGUGAAGUCCAAAGGGGAAGAAAUGCCAUGAUGAAAAAGCUUCAGGAAGAGCUGAGUUUUUGUGGUGUCCCAAGUUGAAAAGAACACUGUCUUUAAAAAAUGAUCUGUGUCACAGUGAACACCGAAGACCUGAUUGUUUAUGAUGCACACCUAUAAAUUAUGAAAAUAAAAGUCAUGGGGACUUGACACUCCAAUCGUUUAAACUGAAUAUAAAUUAAAUUUUAUUCUACUUUAUAUGUUAUUGAAUAACUACUAUUUUACAAACAUGAUUUUUUGAUGUUAACACAUAGAUUAACUGUUUUCUUAGUUCUUUUUUAGGCUUAUUUGUUUUAUAAAAUGACCUAACAUAAAUAUUUGGUCUUUGCUGAUCAACCGAUUUACUACAUUGAAAGUUUAAUCCAAUUAAUUCAGUAUAAAGGUCAAAUAAACUUAAAAAAACAAACACCUUUCUGGAAGACUCUGCUACCAGCAGAUUUAUUGGUGACACAUCAUUCUGUCAGUAUUGGGUAGAAAAGGAGCAUCUUCUGGGACAGAUUUACUAUCAAGUGUAAUUUAGCAUCUGGUUGCAAAUCAUAAAUAGCGCCUGUGGGAGUGCCUAUUUCAAAACUGAAGUGAUCUGCAAACAAAAACAUCAACAGGCCAGUUCAGAAGUGACCAAAGCCAGCUAACAGCAAGGGUAAGAAAUAGCACAACACCACAAAAAACAGACCUAUUUAUAAUCAGAAGUCGACAAAUACAACAAAGCAGCUUAAAUGUGGUUGAAAAAUCAAACUUGUUGCUAUGUCAAAAUAAAGAUGUACCUAACUGCAUCCUGUUCUAUCCAGAGUAUCUGUAAACACCGUCAGUGCUAGUGAGAAAUGUAUAUAAGUUCACUGUGUGCAUGCAUAGAAACAUUUGCUGGUACUCUUGUUUAUUGAAAGAAAGAUUCCUAUAACUGUCACUGAGACUUUAGCUCCUCUCAGCAGGUAUAUAGUUUCCCUUCUCAUGAGCCAAUUGCUGUGGUUGUCUCAGGUUUGAAGGCUGCCUUUUCCUGAUGACCUUUUUCAGCUCUUUCCAAAGAUGCUCAAUGGAUUAAAGUCAAGGCUCAUAGAAGGCCACUUUAGAAUAGUCCUCUUAGCCAUUCUUGGCGGGUUUUAUUUGUCUGUUUUGGGUCAACUUCCUGUUGCAAGCCCAUGACCUGUGACUGAGACCAAGCUACAUGCUUCACACCAGGGACAAUGUUCUUUCCUUGAUAUGCUUCCUUUUCUGUCCCUUGGCAAAAUGUUCCAUCUUUUCUCAUCGGCCCAUAGGAUGUUCUCUGAGUAGCUUUGUGUAUAAGGAAGCUUAUCUUCCUUAUACAAACUCCACAUUUAAGCAAUACUUAUUAAUUUCAAUAAGCCUGAGGUCUGGGCCAGUCCUAAAGAUUGACUUUAGCUUUUCCAAAACUCUGCUUGGAAUCAUUAUCCUGUUAGAACCCCCGCUGUUGAAUCAAGUUGAAGUUUUUUUUUUAAAUAAUUGAACUUUAUUGUUCUCAUAUUGGAGAAAUUUAUCUUUGCAUUUUACACAUCCACUUGGGGAGCACUGGGCUUCCACUGUGUGGCGCCUGGGUAGCAGUGUGGGGUUAAGGGUCUUGCUCAGUGACCCAGAGUGGAGGCUGUGGUGAAAGAAUCGGGUACUUGCAACCUUUUCAGAGCAUAAGCACAGUGCUCUAACCACUAGACAAACACUCCCCCCACCUGAAGAUUGGGGAAUGUUAAAUAAUUUUGAGGUGGUUCUCCAGCUGUAUUAAUACACAUACUUAAAAAAAUGCACCUAAACUCAAAGCAGACACAUUACAUCAUAUUACCACCACCAUGCUUGACUGUUGGUGAUCUCUGCUUGGCUAUAUCAAGCAUAUUUUUGUCAUUAGCUAAAUCCUGGUUAACUUCAAACAUAAAAUGUUUCUCAAGAAAUAAUUUUGUUCAUCUGUGUCAAUGCAAGUCUUACGUGAAUUUUAAAGUGUGCAUUCCAGGGUAGGGGCUUCUGUUUCAAUUAGCCCCCUCUCUGUUUGUGUUAAUAUUAAUCCUGUUACACUGAGGAACCAUAAUAGAGUGAAUGAAAUGCUGAUACAGUGGCUGUUCCUAAGGAACUAAUUUCCAAGUUCAUGCAGAUAGUUUUGGUUGGAUUGUUGAAACUUUUUCUUUGUUGGGUGUUCACCAGAAUAAUGAUAGCACAUGUGAUAACAUUAUUUUAUGACAUGGCCCUAAUCUCAGCCCUACUGCACUGCAAAAAUGAUCUAGAAAUAAGUAAAAAAUUCUUAAAUUAAGUGCAUUUACCCUUUAUUUGAGUGGGUAAAUGCGACGAU